Messenger RNA from Hibiscus syriacus, 1768 nucleotides. RefSeq lists its product as uncharacterized. The transcript is spliced from 6 exons. The record is from RefSeq and is a predicted model, not a curated record. Bases 573 to 1511 code for a protein of 312 amino acids. NCBI's taxonomy places the organism in Eukaryota, Viridiplantae, Streptophyta, Magnoliopsida, Malvales, Malvaceae.
CUCCACUUGUGUAAAAUUUGAUAUUUUCUGUUUUUUUUCUUUUUCGUGCUCUGUUUUUCCCGGGAAAGUUUACUUUUUCGUAUUUGUUUGUAAGUAUCGAGAACUUAAGUUGUUUUAUACUUAAUUUAGCUGGUUUUGGGUUCUGGGUGAUCUAAAUUUUGAUUGAAGGAUUGAACUUUGAAUGGUAAAGAUCAAAACUGUUUCUUCAUAGUUGAUGAAACAGAGCAUGGUUCAGUUUUCUCGAGAAAAAAAGAAAGAAAGAAAAAACGUGUUGAAUUGAAUCCCAUUUUUGGCCUCCUUAAAUUUUGCUGAGAAAAGUGUAAUCAACAAAUCCAACAGUGGGCCAAAAAACAGUUGAAUUAAAAAACGUUUUCGGCUAAAAACAACAAGAAUCUUUCUAUUUCCCCCCUUAAAUUUUGCUGUCCAAACGUCAAUAAUCUCGCUCUUAGCUCUCUUCUAUUACCCCUUGAUUUCUUCUACUGUUCAUCAUCGUGAAGUUAGAAGGGGGAAAAACCUCACUUUCUCUUUCUUUGUUUUCUUGUCUUUCUCUCCGUUUGUUUCCCGGGAAAAUCAUGAAUUUCGACACAGCUUCGAAGCAAUCAAAUCUCGACCGCUUCCUUCAAUGCACGACACCCACUGUCAGAUCCCAGCUCAUUCCAAAGAUUGAGAUGGUGAGCCUGAAUCGAUUAUGGCAUCCGUCGGAGGCGGAAAAGAUCGAAUACUUCACACUGAAUGAUCUGUGGGAUUGUUACGACGAAUGGAGCGCUUACGGCGCCGGUGUUCCGAUCACCUUAGACGAUAACGAAACCUUAGUCCAAUACUAUGUUCCUUACCUGUCUGCAAUUCAAAUCUUCACCAGCAAUUUUAGGGACGAGAUUGAAUCCGGUGAUGGGGAGAGAUCGUCGUCGGAUUGCUUUAGUGAUUCGUGCAGUACCGAUGAGAGCGAGAGCGAUAAGUUGUGGCGGUCCGACGGAUGUUGCUCCUCCGAACAAGACUGUGUUUCGCAUUUUAAUAACCGUUUGGGGUACCUUUACUUUCAGUAUUUUGAGACAUCAACACCUUACGAAAGAGUUCCACUCAUGGAUAAGAUUAAUGGUUUUUCUCGAAGAUACCCUGGUUUGACGUCGUUGAGGAGCGUCGAUCUUUCCCCGGCUAGUUGGAUGGCAGUUUCUUGGUACCCAAUUUAUCAUAUCCCAAUGGGAAGGACCAUAAAGGACUUUUCCACAUGCUUCCUUACUUACCACACACUAUCUUCUUCUUUCCAAGAAACGGAUGUCGAAGAAGAUGGCGAUAGGGUUGUAAAGAACCGAAAGGGAGGGGAGGGAAUCUCUCUUCCACCCUUCGGUUUGGCAACUUACAAGAUGCAAGGGAACGUUUGGCUCUCACCCGCCGGAUGCGGAGGGGACCAAGAGAGGUUGUUGUCACUUUUGAGCAUCGCGGAUUCGUGGCUGAAGCAACUAUGCGUCCAACACCAUGACUUCGACUACUUCUCGGGUAUUCGACGUGGCUAAAAGCUCCCAUGGGGGUUGCAUUGAGUACUUAGCACUUGUUAUCAAAAAGCCUACUAGGAUGGUCUCUACGCGUUUAGUUUUACCUGUUUUUAACGCAAGUUCUUGUGGGAUUUUCUUGGAAAGAAAUGGGUGAGAUUUUGAAAGACGAUGAAGUGAGACUCCUGAGCUUUUGAACACUUUUUUAUGGCUUGUAUGAUAUGUUUUCUUUGACCGUAGUUGAAAGUUAAUGAUAGUUUUCACAAUUUCCAUGUAGCAAA